GGGUGGCACGCACCACUUGACAAUUGAACGUUGUGUUGACGUGUUGAUUUGUGGGUGGAUCGAAAGGGGUUAACUUUCCCAGCCGAAAAAGUGGAACGCCGUGAGCAUUUGCACGUAGUUGGGGCAAUUCCAAGGUGCGGAAUGUGUCGUGCUCGGUCGUGCAAUCGUACCGAAUGUUACAACAUCCGUGAAAACAAAAGCUUACUCUGCUUUCUUCACCUCACAUCACAGUCGUGGUUUGUUGGAGACAGUGCUAAAGGUGGUACGAUAUCGGCAAAACAAUCGCACGUACCGUGAAUCGUGAGCAGUUGUAGCGUAAUCCGCCCAUUUUCCGGGUUUUAUUUACUACUGCCAAAAGACAAAACAAUCAACAACAGCGUUCCGGUGGUUUGUGUGAAGUAAUUCGUACUGUUCAUUCAUUUGGUAAACAGCAGCCCGCGGCUCGGCACCGGAAUUGGUCCCACCUCGCGGGGCACAUAAAAAAGGGGGCGAAGGGCAAAACAAACAAACAAAACAUCCAAACGUAACAAGUAGCCCCAUUUUCAGUGUCAAUGGCACCUUGGCGAAGGCUUUCCGUUGGCCGGAUGACACGGUUACACUACUUCCAGUGGAUUGUGGUUUGUUUCGGGGUGUUGCUGGGCUUGGCAAACCAUUCGAGCGGAUAUUUCUAUACGGAUAGCAGUGCGGAGGUUAGCGAUGAACGGUUUUGCUUCUGCCAGCUCCAAGGAACGAUCGAUGACUGUAGCUGUAAUAUCGACACGGUGGAUUACUACAACAAUGUAAAAAUCUAUCCCCGCCUGCAGAGCUUGCUGGUGAAGGAUUUCUUUCGCUACUACAAGGUGCACCUGAACAAAGAGUGCCCGUUCUGGGUCGACGACAGCAAGUGCGCGAUGCGGUUCUGCCAUGUGGAACACUGCGAGGAGAAAGAUAUCCCACCGGGGCUGAAGGGCGACGCGUCCUCUUAUCAUAAGUACAUAAAAGAGGUGCAAACGUUAACGAACUGCAACGAAGACUUGGACGUGGAGCUGGGUUACCUUAACACUAGCAUCAGCGACAAGGCACACAAAGAGUUCCAGCGAUGGGCCGACUAUGACGAAGCGCAAGACAAUUUCUGCAUACUGGACGAUCACGAGCCCGGCGCACAGUACGUCGAUCUGCUGCUGAACCCGGAACGCUACACCGGCUACCGGGGCGAAUCGGCGCGGCGCAUCUGGAGCAGCAUCUAUUUGGAAAACUGUUUCCAAGCACAUUCCGUGAAGAAGAAAAAUGCUUACUCGGCCAUGAUUCCCUACCAGGACAUGGCACGCAAUGAGGUAUGCCUGGAGCAUCGGGUGUUUUACCGCAUGAUCUCCGGCCUGCAUUCGAGCAUCAACAUUCAUCUGUGUGCCAACUAUCUGCUGUCGGAGAAGGGUUCGUUUGGGUUUGUCGCACCGACCGGCGUGUGGGGCCCGAAUAUGGAGGAGUUCGAGCGUCGCUUCAGCCCCCACAUGACCGACAACGAAGGGUCACACUGGCUGAGGAAUCUGUACUUUGCCUACCUGGUGGAACUGCGCGCCCUAGCGAAGGCGGCUCCGUACUUACGAAACGAGGAAUAUUUCACCGGUCUCGAGAAGGACGAUCGGGAGGUGAAAACGGCCGUCAAAGACCUGCUUACCGUGAUCGAAGGCUUUCCGGCACAUUUCAAUGAGACGGCCAUGUUUAGCGGUGGCACGUCGGCGAUCAAGCUGAAGCACGAGUUUCGGGAAAAGUUUAUGAACAUCUCGAAGAUAAUGGACUGCGUCGGGUGCGAUAAGUGCCGGCUGUGGGGAAAGCUGCAGGUGCAGGGAAUGGGAACGGCGCUGAAAAUUCUAUUCUCCGGGAAGUUUGACGACAAAAUCGAUACUGGGUUGGGCACAAGGGUGAAGCAGCAGCCGCCGUCGUUGAGGUUAAAGCGCGGUGAAAUUGUGGCCCUGUUCAACGCCUUCGGAAGGCUCUCGACAAGCAUCCACGAAUUGGAAGAGUUCCGGCAGCGAAUGCGCUGACCGAACGCGCAGUGUCCGUCGCGUUUUAUCCCCGCAAAAGACUAAAACCCCGUACCGGUGCAACAACCUUGUGAUGAAACUUGACUUUAACUCCCGAUCCCGAUUCAGUGAUUUCCGGUGGUUCGUUUACGAUGUAAGGUUUGGAGGAAUUGUACUUGUUAAAGAUGGCAGCGUCAAUCAAUUGUUUACUGUUUUAAAGUGUGGCUAUUUUUGUGUAUGAUAGAAAACAAACAACUUCCGAUGUACUCAAUAGCUAACGGAGAGUACUCGUGUGUAUGUGUGUGUCCCCGUGUUUGUACUGAUCUUGAAGAUCGCAAUGAUAUUUAUCAAGUAACAGUGUGCUGCCCUCCGCAAUACAUCGAACGAAAUUGUACAGUUGUUCUAGAAGUAUACCUGCACACGA
Anopheles merus is the source of this 2424-nucleotide messenger RNA. RefSeq names its product ero1-like protein (gene Ero1L). The transcript has 5 exons. Gene Ontology annotation, molecular function: FAD binding; protein-disulfide reductase activity; thiol oxidase activity. The coding region runs from base 552 to 2021 and encodes 489 amino acids. NCBI's taxonomy places the organism in Eukaryota, Metazoa, Arthropoda, Insecta, Diptera, Culicidae. The record is from RefSeq and is a predicted model, not a curated record. Gene Ontology annotation, cellular component: endoplasmic reticulum; endoplasmic reticulum membrane. Gene Ontology annotation, biological process: protein folding in endoplasmic reticulum.